AAAGUAGGUAAUAAUAGGUAGCGGAUAGCUUCACAUGGCGUCUGAAAAGUGGAACCGGCCCAGGCCGGUCGGGGACAAAGAGCGAAGAUACGAUAACGAUAGCAUCUUCUUGAAAGGGGAGGGGGGGCCAGAGUCGAUGUCCUGUCAAAGAACCGUGUGACUCAGGUCCGCUCGGCUGACAACUCGGGCCCGGAGGCCCACAAAUCGAACUCGGGUCCCGGGCCGCGUGAGGUGCCAACCUCCGGCGGAGCAGAGCAUACCAGGCCGGAAACAGUCGAGUGUCUGCCUAUCCAAAGAUUAGGUGCAGCCUGAUUUGAGAAACUCAACCAGCUCAUCCGUCAUUCUUUGGUGAACCGCGCUGUUUGAGAGGCGCCAUCCAAGUAGAAAAACACAUUUCUUCCGCCCCCUGCCACUCCUCCCAAGCCUUGCGCUGAAGGAACGUUGACGAAGAAAGCACUAUUCACAUAGCAAAGCGAUGGGCUCGGCCACAAGAAUCCCAACAUGCGCCGGAAAGACCGUUCUGGUCACUGGCGCAGCCGGGACGCUCGGCCAAGCGACUGCAAUCUCGUUUGCCGUCGCAGGGGUCGCCCGCCUCGCCGUCAUCGACCACGUCGACGUUUUGGAUACGCGUGAACAGGCUCUCCAGGCUGCCUUGGAUGCCGGCAAUCCGGCGCCCGACGUCCUCGCUUUGGUCGUCGACGUCUGCGACGUCGCGAGCGUUGAGGCGGGCGUGCGGGAGGUGAGCUCGGCGUGGGACCACGUCGACAUUUUCGUCAACGUUGCAGCUUCUUCGUCCAAACCCGCCAUCGCCCGAGGCGAUGUGACCGGGUUGAGGGACGCGGAUGCCCGAUGGAAGGUCUGGGAGGCCAACGCCAAGGGCAUCAGCCUCAUGGCCCGGGCACUGGUGCCCCUCUUGUCGCGCGGCUCAGACAGGACGAUCGUGAACGCGGCCACUGUCUUCUCCGACGAUCUUGCGGCGUCUGCAAUCGAUAGCCAGUUUUCAGUUCUGGCGCUCACGCAGAUUUCAGAGUGUCUGAUGCUCGACAACGCGCACGAGGGCCUGCUGGUUUACUCUGUGAACCCGAACAUCGAUCUGAGGGGAAGAGUGCCAGCGGCCGUGGGACAAGUCAUGGAUGUCAGACGCAGCGAUUUCAUUGUCCAUCUGACCGGCAGACGGCGCGACUGGCUGGCGGGAAGACAUGUCGGAAGCGUCGAGGACUUGCUUGAGCUACAGGCCCGAGACGAAGACUCGGCCGGUAGUUCCCCUUUGAAGGCGUGGCGUCCUGUUGAGAUGGGUCGUGAGGUUUUUUUGCUGCCUUGGACGUCUAGGAGGGGUAGAGUGCCUCGUAGCAGUUACUGAGCAGUCUGUCGGGACGACUGGCAUGUCGUUGUCAAUGUGAGCUGAUGGGUCUCAUCGAUUGAAACAUGGCUUGAUGGGCACGGUCAGGGGAACUCGGUAUGAACUUUAGCGGGAGUUUAAAUAUGCACAAUCAAGACUAAAUAUUGUCUCGGCCAA
Molecule: messenger RNA, 1516 nt
Organism: Colletotrichum navitas
Lineage: Eukaryota; Fungi; Ascomycota; Sordariomycetes; Glomerellales; Glomerellaceae
Exons: 2
Coding region: 476-1360 (294 amino acids)
Molecular function (GO): oxidoreductase activity, acting on the CH-OH group of donors, NAD or NADP as acceptor
Source: RefSeq, a predicted model, not a curated record